Pangasianodon hypophthalmus (striped catfish) is the source of this 3420-nucleotide messenger RNA. Its product is annotated as E3 ubiquitin/ISG15 ligase TRIM25-like. The transcript has 4 exons. Lineage: Eukaryota; Metazoa; Chordata; Actinopteri; Siluriformes; Pangasiidae. The record is from RefSeq and is a predicted model, not a curated record. Gene Ontology annotation, molecular function: zinc ion binding; protein binding. Bases 40 to 1446 code for a protein of 468 amino acids.
UCUCUUUAAAGCCACGCCUACUCUCUCUGUCACACUACAAUGCACACUGAACCAGAAAGUCAUUUCAAAGAAACUCAGAAAACUCAGACUCUCUCUCUCUCUCUUUUGUGCAGUGUGUGCAUGAAAAUGGCCAAUAUUUCAGUAAAUCACUUCACCUGUCCAGUGUGUUGGAAUCUCCUGAAGGAUCCUGUAACUAUUCCCUGUGGCCGCAGUUUCUGUAAGGUGUGUAUUAAUGGCUGCUGGGAUCAGGAGGAUGUGAAGGGUGUCUACAGCUGCCCCCAGUGUAGAGAGACUUUCACUCCAAGGCCUGUUCUACGCAGGAACAACAUGCUGGCUGAAGUGGUGGAGAAACUGAAGAAGACUGAACGCCAUGCUGCUUCUCCUGCUCACGUUCCUGGAGAUGUGGAGUGUGAUUUCUGCAUUGGGAGAAAACACAAAGCUGUCAAGACCUGUCUGGUGUGUCUGGCCUCCUACUGUGAAGAUCAUCUUCAACCUCACUAUCAGUCUCCUGCCUUUAAGAAGCACAAGUUGGUUGAAGCCUGUGCAGAGCUCCAAGAGAAGAUCUGCUCUGAGCACGACAAACUGAUCGAGAUCUACUGUCGUACUGACCAAAGCUUCAUCUGUUAUCUGUGUACGAUGGAUCAGCACAGAGGCCAUGACACUGUUGCAGCUAAAGCAGAAAGAACUGAAAAACAGAGUUUCCCGUCUCUCUGUGUUCCUCCUGGAUGUGAGGACUCACCCAGCAUCACUGUCAAUCAACAUCUUUCAUUUGAUGGAGUGAGGAAAUCUCUCUCAGAUCUGAAAAUACAAGCUGAAGAAAUCUACGAGGAGGAAUUCAACAAAAUCCGUCCACAAGCUGCAGCAGUUAAGAUGAUUUCACCCUCAGAACCAAAGAGCAGAGAAGAUUUUCUGCAGUAUUUCUGUUAUCUGACUCUGGAUCACAACACAGCAUAUCCCGAACUCAUUCUGUGUGAGAAGGACAGAACAGUGACACGCACUGGGUUACAACAGCGAUACUCGGAUCAUCCAGAGAGAUUUGACUCCAGGACCCAGGUGUUGUGUAAGGAGAGUGUGUGUGGACGCUGUUACUGGGAGGUGGAGUGGAGUGGUGAUGGUGUGUCCAUUUCAGUCUCAUAUAAAGAGAUCAGCAGGAAAGGACAGGGUCAUGAGUGUUUAUUUGGAUUCAACAGUCAGUCCUGGAGUCUGGAGUGUACUUCUUCCUCUGUCACUUUCCGACACGACAAAAUUGAGACUGUGCUCAGAGUUCCAUCAUCCUCCAGAAUAGGAGUGUAUGUGGAUCACAGUGCAGGAACUCUGUCCUUCUACAGCGUCUCUGACACGAUGAGGCUCCUCCACAGAGUCCACACCACAUUCACUAAGCCUCUAUACGCUGGGUUCUGGAUGUGGACUUCUAACUCAACUGUGAGCUUAUGUGAUCCAAAAUGAAAUGUUUGUAAAAGUGUUUAGUAAAAUUAUUAAAAACUGAGGUGUCAGAUUUUAUUUCUCCCUGAGCUACAAUGGCACAUGGUGUGAAGAAACUGUAAUGAUAAUGCUAAACAGGUUUUUAAAAAUCUAUUAAAAAUAACAACAUCACAACAAUUUGUUCAAUUUGCACAAGAAUCCAGAUGCUUUGUAUGACACUUGAAACUGAGCUCAGGUGCAUUCUGUGAUCAUCUUAGAGAUGUUUCUACAACUUUAUUAAAUGACUGAUGUAGGAGAAAUUGAUCUGUUUAUUAUACAGGAAGCAGUAGAAAUGUGAGGUACCGUCAGGUCCAUUAAUAUUUGGACAUUUUUAGGUUAUUUUUAUUUUAGCUGUCUACCACAUUAUAUUGGAGUUGAAAUUAAAUAAAAAAAUAAAAAUUUUAAUGCAGGCUUUGAGAGAGUGUUCAGGUGGGAUUUUGUCCCAUUCUUCUACAUAGACAGUCUUUUAAUAUUUUAGAGUCCAAGGGGCCCACUGGUGAACUUUGAUCUUCAGUUCAUUACACAAUUCUAUUGGGUUUAAAUCUGGUGCUUGACUGGACCAUUCCAACACCUUUAUUAUCGUCCUGUGGAACCAAUUGAGAGUCUCCUUUACAGUAUGGUUUGGAUCAUUGCCCUGCUGGAAGGUCCACCUGCAUCUCAUCCUCAUCAUCCUGGUGGAUGGCAACAGAUUCUUCUCAAAAUUUUCCUGGUACAUGGUUCCAUUCACUUUCCUUUCGAUAAUUUGGACUCUGCCGGUACCAUGAGAAGAGUAUCAGCCCUGUACCUUUAAGCUUCUGUAUAGUGGCCUCUACUAACUUAUUCCAGGUUCUGUGAGUGGUAGAGUCAGGGAUGUUAGGAACAAUCACCUCUGUCGUAAGGCUUUUGAAGAUUCCUUUGUGUUGCUCUGUUUUAUAUUCAGGGGAAUGUAUGGGAGUAGUGAUGGGCCAUGCUGACACAGACUUAAGAAGGAAUGAUGGCCCUUGGCUCCAUCUGUUUGGUACUGAUAGUUCCGAAAGAGUUCUACCUAGGGUGAGGUCAUCUGCUGGGUUACUGCUGGAGUCCAUGUAUCGUCAGGUACAUCCUGCACUCAUCUCUUAGAUUUCAGCUAUUCUAGUAGAGUAGUGGAAUCUGUCCAUAGUAUCACUUUACUGAUCUCAGUAUCUAAGAAUUUGGCUAAUUGAGCACCAUUCACGGAUACACAUAACUCUAGCCGGGGAAUGGUAAGGCAUCACUUAGGGGCAACUCUAUAUCUUUCUAGGAUGAAGGCUAACUGGAUAUGACCUUUGUGGUCCUCAGUACGUAGGUAGGCGUCGGAUCCAUAAACUCGCUCAGAAGCAUCACAAAAGAUCUAUUUGAUGGUGUGAGACUGAUCAGUGUCUGAUAGGACACAAUGGGGAAGGGUAAUACUAGCUAAAGUAGGAAGUUCUCCCUCCCAUUCAUUCCAGGAUCUCAAAAGGUCAUCAGGAAAAUUUGGGUCAUCCCAUUCUCUCUGCUUGUCCCAUAAUCUCUGACCUAGAAUUUUGGCUUGUGUGGUGAAUGGAAGUAUGAAACCUACGGGGUCGUACUGGGUUGCUAGUACCUUGUAAAUGUGUUGAAGAGUACAUAGUCCAGGUUUCAUUGGGCAGGUCUUAUACCCAAGGAUGUCUCAUCUGCAAUGCCACCUUAAACCUACUGAGGAUUCUUGAUAGUCAGUAUGAUCUUGCGAUACCCACAGUUCUGUACUGUUGGAUCUUGUUCUCUCUUAGUGUUUUUAAAUCUUCUCUUAAAACAUACUUUUUUGGGGUAGCUUUUAUGGGAUCCAUGUGAUUAAUUUGCUUUUAUUUAUACUGGCUCUGUUAAGAAUGGUUCUUAUUUCUAUCUUUGUAUUUUAUCUCUGCUUGUAUUUUAUUUCAUUGUAUCGUUUUAAUUUGCAUUUCACUGUAACUUAAUUCAUGUAAAGUGCUUUGAGAUGCUACUUUA